GAGCCAGAACGAGGCAAAUGUGUAUUGAAUUUUGUCGGUGCUGUAAUACACAUUCAAAAAUAUGAUUUGGGUUAUAUUUACGACUUGAGUAGUUGUGAUAAUCGACAAAAGACUCUUUAAAUUUUAAAAGAAGAGUGUCAGAUUAACGUUUGUUGAAUUCAAGUGGACAAGGACUUUGAAAUGGCGAAUAUUUAAUGGAUAUUUCGCGCGAUUUGUUAUUUAUUUUGUAAAAGAUGGCGUCGAGUUCUGUGAGUCAAGAAAGUUUGGACAUCGAAGACUAUGAGAUAAGCUCACGACAGAGUAGGGUAAGGCGUGCUCGGGCCCUGAUGCCAAAAAUUGGUGACGGAUACGAUCGGGAAUCCCCUCGAAAUGGAGACGGGGGUGGUGAUGUCAUUCCCGAGCACGAGUCCCCCUCCCGAUCAACGGCAGCAUCACGAGCCCGAGACAAAAGGCGACCUAACCACCUCCAUAAAGGAAAACUCCCUAAAGAUAAACGUAAACUGAGAGAGAAGAGGCGCAGCACUGGUGUAGUCAACCUCCCCUCAACAGAGAGUACAGGGGAUUCCCUUGAUGAUGAAGAUGACGAGGAGUUAUUGGAAGCGAAGAAGAAUACAUCGUAUAAUGAAGUCAUCGACGCAGAUAAUCCUCAAACUCCAUCCGAGAGCAGAGUACCAAGACCUUUCUCUUCCAGAAGAUCAAACAAAAGCCCUUCAGAUCUUGAGGCGGACCUAGAAGAUAACCAGGAUUAUGACAGCACCGUGAGCCAAUCAGAAACCAAUCUUACUCUCAUCGGAAAGUCUGACUCCGUUGAGUCGUCCAAUCAAAACGCUAGUCCUAAGAUGGGGCAAGGCCAGCAGUUCUUUGGCAGGUCUACUAACCAUCCGGAUAUACCCAAGUCUUUCAGAAAUUUUUCACCCAACACAAGUGAGAACGAAACAAAGACUUCUCCGUCAUACUCCUCCAAUUCUUCUUCUCCCUCCUCAAUACUGAACCGAUAUAAGUGGCGCAGUCCCGACGUGUUAAAUCAGGAGAGGGAACCUCCUUCUUCUGGUACAGGAAUAUCUUCUAUCAUCUCUAAAUACGACAGAAAACCCAGCGAAACAGAAACAAAUUCCACAACAGGUUUUACUUCUAAAGGCUACCGAAAUUUUGGGGAUAGAUUCCGUAAAGAAAGUCCAUUUCAGAGUCAGUUCCGAAGCGUAGCUGCUCCAACAACGAGGGAAGAUGCCGAAAAGAUCAAUCUCAAAAAGAUGCUUGAGAAAGAGCAAGAGGAGAAUAAGAAGAUGAAGGAACUGUUGGAAGAUAAAGACAGACGAAUAGCAGAGCUGGAGAGAGAGGUGUACCUUCUUAAUAAGUAUUUAGUGGAUUUUUUAGUGUUGAUCUUGAAGACAUGGACGAUGAAGCGCAGAAACUUCAGUUGGAGAACAAUGCACUGAUAAGAGCUGUCUCUCAGCUGAGCACUCAAGUGUGACGGUCUUCAAGAAAACCAAUCGAGCACACCCGCUGCACUGCACUAGACACACACUUUACUAGAAGAUCAUGUGAUAUGCAUGUUAUGUAAAGAACUUUUAAAAGAAUUAAAUUGAUAACAAUAUUUGCAAGACAAAUAAUGAAACCAAUUGUUUAACAAUAAUAAUUUGUCAUGGGAUGUUUUGAUUUCAAAUUUGUGAUUUCUUUGUAGCUGUAAACCAAAUACUUUCUAGUUUACGCAUAUUUUUUUUAAAAUAUGAAUGAUUAUAAAAUUUUAAAUAUUUAUACCAUUAGUGUUCAAGUAUUUCUUACAGCAAUUUUGUUUUUAUCUCAUUCUUUCAAUACUUUCAUUAUUUUUGCUUGCAACUUAUAAAAGAAAAAGUGAUUGGGGAAUUAAUUCAUGAUGUGAAGUUUCUUAAGUUGGAAAACCAUAAGAUUUUUCUUGUUGAAACCCAUUAUGUUGCAUUCAACUUGAUAGAUUUCUUUUUAAAAAGUUUUAUAAAGAUAUCCAGCUAAAUGCGCAGCAUACAAAAAGCAUAUCUAAUUUUUCAAGUCUAUUAUACAGUGUAACAUAGUUAAAUCUAGCUUAAUAGGACCAAGAAAAAAUUAAAGUUUGAAAUAUGUAGACAUUCAAGAUACUGUGGUUAAAGUAUACAAAGGAAAAAUAGUUGUGGCUUCUAGCUGGCUAUGCUGACUUUUAGAUUCCCAAGGUACAUGUAUUUUAGACAUCCUUGUUGGAGAUAUCAAAGUUCAACUGUAUAUUUUAUAAUAUUUGAGGGUUCUUUUUUUUUCUUAAAAUAUUAUAAAUGGAAAUUAAGUUAGUGAUAAAAUCUGAACAAACUGACAUUUUCUUUGUAUAUUUUUAAAUGCAUAUUGAAUUGAAAUUUAAAAUGCAUUUUGAAUUUCAAAAUGGGUAUCUAAUAUCCAUGGUUGUUAUCAAUUUCAUAUAGCUGCUUUUUUGUGAGUUUACAUUAGUAUGUUUCUAGUUUUUUCAGUUUCUCAGAAAUGCACCACUUUGACCAAAUUUAUACUUGAUUACUUGUGAUACACUGUAGGUGAUUAGUAGGUCAUAUCAUGUGAUUCCUGUUCUUAUUUUUAGUGGUAGAUAUUUUUGGAGCCUUAUGAAGGCUAUAAUAUACAAUUUAACAUUCAUGACGCAUUGUAGUUAUUGGUAUGUUUCCUAUUUUUUGGUAGAGUAGAUAGCAUAUUUCCCUGUUUAACGAGCAUUUUAAUGUCUUGACAGAGAAUUCCUACACAAAUGUGAUACCUUUAUUUCCAAGGGUUGUGCUACUUUAUUGUUUGGAUUAUGUCCCUUGAAAUAAGUGACUUGGGACAUUAAUGUUAAAGCCAGAAAAAAUAUUUUACAUGUUAUAAACGCAAUGGUGAUAUUGGUGCAUUUUUUGUUAAAUUUUGAGUUUAAUUGCGUUAUACAAAUGGUGUUCAUUUUUUCUGUGUUAUAGCCAUAUGUUUAGAUUUUGUUUUCUAUUUAGUCAUUUAAAAUUGGACUAAAAUGUCAUUCCAAAUUUUUUUGUUGUGUGUGUUGUUCAUUAUUGCUUGAUUUAAAAAAAGAAUUACAUGACUUAUGAUUAAAGUGAGGAAACAGAGGAAUGUGGGAAAAUUACAAGAUACACAAAUCAUUUACUAUAAUUUGAUCUGUCCAUUUUAUUUAAACAUUAAGAAACAUUAUAAAGAUAUAUUGUAUAUAUAUGCUGGUUGUGAAACUUCUGUAUUAAGAUAUACAUACUUGUAUAUUUUAUAGCAAUUUUGAAAAUCAAUGUUAUUUAACUCGGACAUAUUUUUUGUAUCUUUUCAAAUUUCUUCUAACUUUUUGUGAGAUAAAAUUUGAUUUUGCCGAUAUUAAUGAACGUUUCCAGAAAUAAACAAAUGUACAAGCUAGGUAACCAACACAAUUUGUAAGUCAUACACAAAGAUUAAAGGUUAAAUUUUACAUGUAAGUCAAUCAAUGCUCAUGAUUUUGGUGCUUUAAUAGUACAUGUAAUUCAUUAACAUAUCUAUGUUCUGAGAACCACAGGCUUAUUCUACAGGAAUUUGUACCUUUGAGGACCAUGUGAAAUCUAUUCUGUAUGCAUGGACAUUUACUUUUUGCAUACUGUCUCUCAUUUGCUUGCUCAUGAAAUCAUUACCUUAAAUUAAUAUCACCUAGGUGCAAUAUGCAUUUUAUAAAAAUGAUUGCACUGAAAAUAUUGUUUUACUUUUUUUGUUGCUUGUCAUGAACAAAGAUACAAAGAAUAUAUGUCAUUGAUUUGCAAAGAAAACAUCAUAUCUGGAUUGAGAAGGGAGUGGAUUAAUUGUUAAUGUUUAUGUCUCAUAAUGUUCAUUUACUGUGAUGUUCAUCAAGUGGGAUCAAAGAAAUUGAAUGCAUCAUUUUGGAAUGUGUGAAAGUGAUACAUUGUAUUUAUAUUAGUGUCCUUGAUAUGGAAGAUAUUGUUUGGAAUGUAUGUUACAAAACAUUCUAUUGUUGAUAUAAAUGUAUUUUUUCUUU
Saccostrea cuccullata (small rock oyster) is the source of this 3973-nucleotide messenger RNA. RefSeq names its product PRKC apoptosis WT1 regulator protein-like. The coding region runs from base 234 to 1436 and encodes 400 amino acids. Gene Ontology annotation, biological process: apoptotic process; positive regulation of apoptotic process. The record is from RefSeq and is a predicted model, not a curated record. The transcript is spliced from 8 exons. Lineage: Eukaryota; Metazoa; Mollusca; Bivalvia; Ostreida; Ostreidae. Gene Ontology annotation, cellular component: cytoplasm.